Thalassophryne amazonica is the source of this 2442-nucleotide messenger RNA. RefSeq names its product hspb associated protein 1 (gene hspbap1). The transcript is spliced from 9 exons. The record is from RefSeq and is a predicted model, not a curated record. Lineage: Eukaryota; Metazoa; Chordata; Actinopteri; Batrachoidiformes; Batrachoididae. Gene Ontology annotation, molecular function: 2-oxoglutarate-dependent dioxygenase activity. Bases 88 to 1554 code for a protein of 488 amino acids.
AGGCGUAAACUGUGGGCUAUAGGCCGCCAUUUUGGCUCUUCCUCAGCGCUGACUUCAACUGGGCUUUGUGCAGACUGUCGAGCCUUAAUGGACACAGUUUCAUGGAAGGAAAUAGGAAACUCAGCAGGUCACACUAUGUCCACCCCUGCCUUCAGCCCAGAGGAGACCCAGAGAAUACUGCAUCAUCUGCAGCAGCCUGCAGUCUUCCUGAACAUGACAUGUAGCUGGCCUGUUCUUCAGUGGACUGCAGAACACCUGUCUGAAUGCUUUGGCAACCGUCUUAUCCAAUUCAGACUUGGUAGAAAAGCUGAGACCAACAAACCUCUGUUUGAGACACACUGUUCCUAUCUGGAGGCAAAGAUGUCACAGUUUCUCAGCUGGACCAGAAUGGAUCCCAGAACCGAUGCAGGACCUUUCUCUAAGUAUUCGAUUACAGAAUAUUGGGCUUAUGCUGACUACAAGUACAUUGCUGUUCUGUUUCAAGAUCAGCCAUUCAUGUUUGAGGAUGUAUUGUGGUCCCAGUUUGGUUUUCCAGGGCGUAAUGGGAAAGAGAGCACUUUGUGGAUUGGCACAGACGGGGCCAACACUCCAUGCCAUCUGGACGCGUAUGGAUUUAACCUGGUACUGCAGGUAGAAGGACGGAAACGUUGGCAUCUGUUUCCUCCGGAGGACACUGCUAGUCUUUACCCUACCAGGAUCCCCUAUGAAGAGUCCAGUGUCUUCAGCCAAGUAGAUGUCCUCCAGCCAGACCUGAGAAGGUUUCCUGCCUUUAAGAAAACCAGGGCCCACACUGUCACUCUUCAUCCUGGACAGGUGCUUUUCGUCCCCAGACACUGGUGGCACUAUGUGGAGUCGGUGGACGACGUCACCGUCAGUGUCAACACCUGGAUUGAGCUGGGAGCUGAUGAUGAGUCAAGAGUUGGCGAGGCUGUGACAAAAGCUGUUGUCUGUGCCCUGAAGAGCAUGCCAAGCAGUGACAACACCGACAACUGGCUCAACCCCCACCGAGGAAUGGCGUCCCAUCAUGAGAACAUGCAGUAUGUGACCCUGGCAGUGAGAGCCUGUGCCCAAAAACAAAAGGAUCAGGUCCAAAGACAGACACGUCCACUCAAACGAGACUCCUGCGGACAAUUCCAGAAGAGCAGGGACUUCGUCAAGGAUGCUGUACCCUUCAAUGUUCCCUUUGGACCACAUCUCAUUCCUGUGCACUGUCAGCAAAAAGACUCAUCAGACUCAGAGUUUAUGAGACCAAAAGAUCUGGAGGCCAAAUCCUCCGCAACCUGUGAACUCCAGUAUCACCAAGACUGUACUGUGGUCAGACCCCAACAGCCAGAACAUGAAUGUGGGUCUGGCGCAGCUCUGUGCAGAACAUAUGAUUCUGGGGAAGGAAGCUCAUCGCAUAAUCCACAUGAGAUGAAAGAAUCAAGACUCACAAUCACUACCAAUGACCUUCUGGACUGCUUGGUGCAUCCUGAUAUCAUUGCCCGUGUCACUGAGCUUCUACUGGAAAGGCACUCAGACGGUCUAAAUACCCUAAAUGUGUUGGGCCAUUAAUCCUAUGGGUGGUAUUGGCACACGGUUCACAUACUGUUGAAGAAUGAUUCUCUGUCCAGAUGCAAACACAAAGUCCAACUAAAAUGUCGUUGCAGGUUUUCUUGUUGCAGCAGAGCUUUGAUGGGUUCAUCUGCGAGAAGUAUUAGUACUUCAAAUAUUUUUAGAUUUCAUGACGCCACCCCCUGACUUUGUGUUGGUUUCCUUGUUACAUACCCGUGAUGGAGGCUUUGGUUGGUGUCAUUUGCUUAGAAGAUGAUCACAGUCUGCAAAGUUGGUUCUGAGUUUUCUUAUCAGCGCACGUGAAGACACGCUGUACAUCAGCUCGUCUAAACGCAGCUAAACAAGCAAUGUUAUUGGUGCACUUACGCACUGGCAAACACUGCAGUCUGCAAUAAGCUAAAACUUGUUAGCAGGUCAAAGAAUUUGUGACGGAAUUUGGACAAACACCAAAUGAUGGUCAACUAGUCGGUGCGCUUUGUUUCAGAGCGUAAGGUUCCCGGUUCAAACCCCACCCCUGCCACAUUUCUUCAUAUAAUGUAGAGUUGCAUCAGGAAGGGCAUCCAGUGCCAAAUCAACAUGCAGGCUCACCUUGGGCCUGGCGACCUCCAGUGAAAACAAGGGAGCAGCCAAAGGAACUUGCCGAGGCACAAUGUGCUACCCAAACUGAUUUGAGUGGUGGUAAAUGUUUUAAAAGUACUAAACUAAAUACAUGCUGACAUCAGAGGUUCAUUUUUGCCUUUUUUUUUCUGACAAAGCCUUACAGUGAUUGACAGCUGUGGAAAAUCUAUAAUGUUCCACUGUGACUGAAGUGAAGAGAAGAACAAUAUUGUCGUCUUACUGCACUCUUCUGUCCAGUCUGGACUAACUGUAACCUGAUUAUCAUGCAGU